GCUUCCUAGAAAGAACCCUCCCCGCACCCGGGAGGCCGUCCUCAAACCGACCUCUGUCCAGAAUUCAUAAGUAAUCUCAGUCCACGGCCAUCUCUCUGUGAUCCCAGGACCGUUCACAUCUCAGGACCCAGACACAACCAACCGCUGCAGGAUGGAUCCUCAAGUGACAGAGAAGCUGGUGCAGGAGAUGGCAAACUUCAACUGUGAAACGGGGGACAUUGGUGGCGUUGCCUUACUAAAGGGAAUCUGCGAUGUGUGGGACACAAUAUACAACUUCCAGGCUCGGGACGGUGACAUUGUGGUGGUGUCUUACCCAAAAUCAGGGACCACCUGGAUGCAGGAGAUCCUGGAUCUGAUUGUCCAGGGAGGAGAUGUGGAGAAGAGCAUGAGAGCGCCAGGCUUCGUCAAGGUGCCAUUCCUGGAGAUGGGGCACACCUCUCUGGCGGUUGCGGACAAUCUGCCGUCUCCUCGUGUUUUGAAGUCCCAUCUUCCGGUGCAGUUGAUGCCGCCAUCAUUCUGGGAGAAAGAUGUGAAGAUCGUCUACGUUGCGAGGAAUCCUAAGGACUGCAUGGUGUCCUACUACUACUUCUACAAGAUGGACCAGACCUUGCCAGAUCCUGGGACCUGGGACAACUUCUUCUCCAUGUUCAUGGCUGGAAACGUAACCUGGGGAAGCUGGUUUGACCACGUGCUUGGAUGGUGGAAGGCGAAGGACAAACACAAGAUCCUCUACGUCUUCUACGAGGACAUGAUUGAGGACUCUCGACGUGAGGUCCAAAAAGUGGUGAGGUUCUUGGGUGAAGACUUCUCUGAAGACGUUGUUCAGAAGAUCCUUCAGCACACCUCCUUCAAGGCCAUGAAGAGCAACCCAAUGGCCAAUUUUACUUCCCUCCCAGACUCGGUUUUUGACCAGUCUGUGACUUCCUUUAUGAGGAAAGGGAUUGUUGGAGACUGGAAGAACCAUUUCCUGGAAUCUCAGAACAUCGUAUUCGAUGAGGAGUACAAGAAGAAGAUGGAGGGCAGCGGCCUGGUCUUCCGUAUGGAGCUGUGACCUCUGAUUGUAUGAGGAGCUCACGGACACCAGAACCUCGGCUGAGGAGCUCACAGUCACCAGAACCUCGACUGAGGAGCUCACAGUCACCAGAACCUCUGCAAAGGAGCUCAUGGUCACCAGAACCUCGGCUGUAGCCAAGAAAUGUCAUGUUAGGAUGCCUAUGACUUCAUGAUUUUCCAAAAGUGACGGUGAUAUAUGAAAUAAAUGUGACAGUACGUACCGAA
Messenger RNA from Bufo bufo (common toad), 1278 nucleotides. Its product is annotated as sulfotransferase 1C1-like. The transcript has 8 exons. Lineage: Eukaryota; Metazoa; Chordata; Amphibia; Anura; Bufonidae. Gene Ontology annotation, cellular component: cytoplasm. Gene Ontology annotation, molecular function: sulfotransferase activity. The record is from RefSeq and is a predicted model, not a curated record. Gene Ontology annotation, biological process: sulfation. The coding region runs from base 152 to 1051 and encodes 299 amino acids.